GGCGGCGGCGAAGGCGGCGGGCAGAGCGUGAUCCAGGACCUGAGUCUCCUGCAGCACCUGCACCAGCACCCCUCCCGGGACCUGCUGCUGGGCGGCAGAGCCGAGGGCGGCCCCGGCAGCUCGGGCGAGCCGAAGCACGACGCCCAGGUCAAGAAGGCGAAGAGGCCAAAGCCAGAAACUCAGGGAAUCAAAGCCAAGCGGAAGCCCGGCGCUUCGUCCAAACCCCCCCUGGUGGGAGACGCGGAAGGUGCCGUCGCGUCCCCGAGUCAGAAACCUCACGUCUGUGAACACUGCAGCGCUGCCUUCAGGAGCUCCUACCACUUGCGCAGGCACGUGCUCAUCCACACCGGGGAGAGGCCUUUCCAGUGCAGCCAGUGCAGCAUGGGCUUCAUCCAGAAAUACCUCCUGCAGCGGCACGAGAAGAUCCACAGCAGGGAGAAGCCUUUUGGGUGCGACCAGUGCAGCAUGAAAUUCAUCCAGAAGUACCACAUGGAAAGACACAAGAGGACGCAUAGCGGAGAAAAGCCAUACAAGUGUGAUACUUGUCAGCAGUAUUUUUCGAGGACUGAUAGACUGUUGAAGCACAGAAGAACGUGUGGUGAAGCCAUAGGUAAAGCAGGUGCUGGGAUGGAGCCCGGAUCGUCGCAUAAUAUGGGUAGCUUGGCUGCGUUGUCUCAGGGAAAUACAAAUUCCUCAAGGAGAAAAAGUAAAACAAAAAGCGUAUCCACUGAAAGCAAAGGAAAUAAGUGUAGCAGCAAAGUAGCGGAAUCUCAAGUUACAAGUAAUGUGGCCAUGCCAAAUUAUGCAGUUGAUAUUCCUAUCGUGUCUUCCAGUGGUGGUCUCAUUGGCACAGGCGUAGAAGAGCUUCAGAAAAAGGUGCCAAAAUUGGUCUUCAAGAAAGGAAGCAGAAAACAGGCGGACAAAAACUACCUUAACUUUGUAUCACCACUGCCAGACAUUCUGGGGCAAAAACCUCUGUCUGGGAAACAGAGUGGCUCUCUAGGCUCAUUAGUAGCCAAUACCAGUGUAGAAAAUAUUGGCCUUCUCCAAAGUCCAAGUGGAAAAUCAGGUCAAAUAAAUAGUAAUUACGAUGAUGCCAUGCAGUUUUCAAAGAAAAGAAGAUACUUGCAAACUGCAAGCAGUAACAGUGCCUUUUCAAUUAAUGUCGGACACAUGACUUCCCAGCAGUCCGUCAUCCAGUCUGCAGGUGUUAGUGUUAUGGAUAAUGAAACUCCAUUGUCUCUUAUUGAUUCAGCAUCCUUAAAUAGUGAAAUAAAGACUUGCCACGACAAGUCUGGUAUUCCUGAUGAAGUCUUACAGAGCCUUUUGGACCAGUACUCUCACAAAUCGGAAGGCCAGAAAGAAGAUCCUUUCAGUAUAACUGAACAGCGUGUGGACUUGCACAGCUCAGGAGAACAUUCAGAGAUGGUUCAGGAAGAAAAUUUGAGUCCUAACUCUCAAACUGUUUCAAAUGAUAAGGCGAGCAUGUUGCAAGAAUACUCCAAAUACCUCCAACAAGCUUUUGAAAGAACGACCAAUAGCACUGGUUUUGCAUUUGGACCCAGUUUCCAGUUUGUUAGCUUGUCUUCAACUCUCCAUAACCACACUCUGUUUCAGGACAAACAGAUAUACACUACAUCUCCACUCGAGUGUGGCUUCAGCCAAUCCGUUACCUCAGUAUUGCCAACUGCGUUGCCAAAACCUCCGUUUGGGAUGUUGCUUGGCUCUCAACCAGGCUUUUAUUUAUCUGCUUUGGAGGCUACGCAUCAACAGUUGACUCCUUCUCAAGAGCUGGAUGAUCUCAUUGAUCCUCAGAAAACCUUAGAGACUUCAUCUAACUACCAGUCAGCAUCUCAGAAACUGACUGGCCAGAAGGAACAGAAAAACUUAGAAUCCUCAACAAGCUUUCAGAUCCCAUCUCAGGAGUUAGCUAGCCAGAUAGAUCCUCAGAAGGACAUAGAGCCUAGAGCAACCUACCAGAUCGAGAACUUUGCACAAGCGUUUGGUUCUCAGUUUAAGUCGGGCAGCAGGGUGCCAAUGACUUUUAUCACUAACUCUAAUGGAGAAGUGGACCAUAGGGUAAGGACUUCAGUCUCAGAUUUCUCAGGGUAUUCAAAUAUGAUGUCUGAUGUAAGUGAGCCAUGUAGUACACGAGUAAAAACCCCAACCAGUCAGAGUUACAGGUAAGGUCCCGACUGUGACCGAGCUGUGGGGUCUUCUUACUGUAGUUUUACUUUGACGACACUGCCAUUGGAAUGUUUCUACACGGUCCUAUUAAGAAUAAUGUAACAUGCCCUUUCAAUGCAACUUUUCAUAUUUAGUUUAUUUUGUUAGUGUGAUUUUUUUAGAUCUGUUUUAUUACGGUUUUUAAUCAGGAAUCAAUAGAUUAAAAUAGUGUUUUUGUUCAAGUGGCAACGUUUAGCAAUCAAAUUUACAUAUAUAGAUUGUCAGGGAAUAGCCCGUAAGUUUAAAAUGCAAAAAAUUAACUUUGUUCCUAGGACUAAGGUUUAUUCUAAUUACUUUACUCUCAGGAAAGUGUAACGAAGCAUGGGAAUUCUAUGCACCACUAGUGUAUUGGAACUUCCAAUUUACAGAUAAUGACAAAUAUAUAUCUCAAGCUUUUUAAGGAAGGGAUCUAUAACAUUUCACAUUGCUGUCUCUUAUGGCUGGGCUGGUCUGAAAGAAUUUUGCUACCUAAACCAUAUUGCUUUUCAAGUACUCCUGUUCUAGGUGAUGCUGAUUCCGGACAGGUUGAGCAGAUACUCUUGGAUCUGUACUAAGAACCCAGAACGGUAGCUUUAAUAUAAACAAUAAUGUCCCCAGAACUCCUUUGUAAGACUGUAAUUCCGUAAAGAGUUUCUGUUGACACAAACCUUGAGAACAAAAGGCAUGCCUCUGGUUCAUGCCAUUGUAACCCAACUUGAAGCUACAGUCGUAUUCUAGAUGUCCUUUUGAGAUGCAUUAUUUAUUUUACAUGCCUCUUUUGCUUUUUCCCCCCUUUCCGCAUUCUUUUGUUGUUUAAGAUUCCCUUUCUUUUGUUGUGCUCCCAGUACCUUGAUUUGUGUUUUUUUCCUUAUUUUACACCUUUUUCCUUCCCUUUUUGCCUAAAUUACCUACUUCCUCUCUUACACACCUUAGCUAGCAUUUAAAAAGUUUUACAUUCCAGGAAGUGCGUAUCUUACCAUGUACUUUCUGAUGUCUUAUGACAUCAAAUAAUGAACAGCGAACUCCCACGCAUUUUAGAAUUCUGUCAAGGUUUCCGUGUACAAUAAGAAAUAAUAUACUCCCAACUGUACAUACCGAGGCCCUGAUCCUGCAUCAGGAUCAGCUGACGUGGACCCCUGUGCCCCUCUUCGUUACCGGUGGUGUCAUUGGAGCUCUUUACGGAUACGGGGGCUUGCAGCAGUUCAUCGCUGCAGGCUCAGGGCCUAAGGCUGCAAUUCCAUCAAAGAUUUCUGGUGAUGAUGUCAACUACGAGAGUAGGACUUGUGUGGCUUGUUAAUAUCAGCAGAACUUUUCUUUGGAAUUAUUGCCUUACGUUAUGUAUAUUUUGUGGUACAUUAUUUAUUAUAUGUGAAUCAUGACUAAAGCCUGUGGAGCCACGGAAACCUGCUAGAAAUACUGGUGGCCAUUCAAAGCUGCUGAAAGGCAGUGGCACUGCUCUAAACCACUUUUUAAAAUGUAUUUUUGAUUAGUUUUUUAAUGUAAUUUUGGUGACGUUUAUGCUGAUGUUUUUUUUUUAUGUACUCUUGGUGAUGUUUCAGUCUUAUGUACUUUUCUGGUGUCGGGAAAGUACCAGUGGUUGUUUGCAGUCUUAUUGUGUAAUCAGCCUAUUACAGGCUUCCAUGUAUAAUAAAGUUAUUAACAUUGUGCAAGUGUAAAACACUUCUGUUAUGAAAGUGGUGUAUUAUUAAAUGAAUCGUUACAAAAAUCCUUUUGUAAUUUCUCCCUUUGUCCCUCACCACUAAAAUUUGAAACCUGAGCCCACUUGUAACCUCUUUUACUAGGCGAACUUUCUUUUUCUUACUAAUCUUGAAUUUGUUCCCAGAAAUCCAUGUAACUCCAUUAACAUUUUCUUUAUACUUGUUUAUGUAUUUCAUCCUAUUUCAGUUUAGAAAAAGUGAACAACAGCUGUUCUCUAUACACAGAUCCAUGUUAGCGGGGAUGAAAUAAUCCAUAACCACUUGUUGGCUUUUUCAGUACCUCUUCCUUUGUUUUUCAGAGGUUAUAAUUUACUUUCUUUAUAUUGUGUGUAGUAGAAAUUGCGUAUGUAUUGUUCUGGCUGUUUGCUUUAACUUAAUACUAAUAAAACCUAUUAUUCACAAAAUCAUAAAGAUAUCACUUCUAUUAUCCAGUAACGCUUCUGAGAGCAUCUUAGGGAAAUGUUAAGUGAGAAAGUUCUGAGAAGGUAUAACACAACAUUACUGGCAUGUUCUCAGCUUCUUUUCUUCCUUCAGUUUCUUUUUGGAUGAGAUCAUCUGAAUGUGCUAUUUUAGAAAUCAAGUCUCUGUCCCAUAUUUUGAGCUGACAAGGGAAAAAAAGAACUAACACAUUUCCUCAUACUUUCGUACAACCUCACCUUUUUAAAUCUGUGUUUUUUAUAUAUGAUGUUGGUUAAAAAUAUUAAAACUGUGUAUUGUUAAUUUCAAAGAUGUUUUGUAAUUGCUGAAAAUCCUUAAUGACACACAUAUAAUGCGAUUUUGUUCAAAGUAAAGAUUUUAGAAAGUCA
Messenger RNA from Meleagris gallopavo (turkey), 4729 nucleotides. RefSeq names its product zinc finger protein 281 (gene ZNF281). The record is from RefSeq and is a predicted model, not a curated record. Gene Ontology annotation, biological process: regulation of transcription by RNA polymerase II. Lineage: Eukaryota; Metazoa; Chordata; Aves; Galliformes; Phasianidae. Gene Ontology annotation, molecular function: RNA polymerase II cis-regulatory region sequence-specific DNA binding; DNA-binding transcription factor activity, RNA polymerase II-specific.